This is a messenger RNA of Centropristis striata (black sea bass), 4989 nucleotides long. RefSeq names its product matrix metallopeptidase 15a (gene mmp15a). The record is from RefSeq and is a predicted model, not a curated record. The transcript has 10 exons. Gene Ontology annotation, biological process: collagen catabolic process; extracellular matrix organization; proteolysis. Gene Ontology annotation, molecular function: metalloendopeptidase activity; zinc ion binding. Gene Ontology annotation, cellular component: extracellular matrix. NCBI's taxonomy places the organism in Eukaryota, Metazoa, Chordata, Actinopteri, Perciformes, Serranidae. The coding region runs from base 664 to 2838 and encodes 724 amino acids.
UUCACAUGAAAUCAGAACACAUUUUAUCAGAUACACAGCUGUUUGAUGGCGGACUAUUUACACAACGCGUUACUGCACCGAGUGUAAAGUCUUGGAGGUGUUGGUGCAACACGGUGGAAUCUGAAGCUCGGCCGUUUGACUUCUGAACUUGUUUGUCGUGUGUUUUGUGUAUUUUGCACUAAGUUGUGAAACUGCUUUACCUCAGAGACAUUUGUCGUGUGCGAACUGCCGAGCCCGGAUUUGCACAAAGUGGAAGGAGACUUGUUGCAUGCUGCUGAUCAGCCAUUGUGGACCAAGGUCUAGUUCCUGUGGCCGCCGGCUACAGAGUUAGCUGUCUGCAUCAAAGGAGCUGCUGUAUGAACACUUGAUGAGCCAUGACGCUGCUGGACCAGAACAAAAAGGACUGUCUGCAGCCGGGAAUGGAUUAGUACCAUCUUGAUCCAUGUUUUUUCCGAGGGGUUGUAAAUGCACCUUUUUUGCGUUUUAUACUUUGUAGCAUUUUUUCUGACGAGUGAACUGAAGAAUGAGCAGAUAGAUCACUUGUUGCUGAGCUUUUGGAUGUGAGAGGAGAAGUCUAGAAGAAGUCACUCUGUCCUGUGUUUCUGCCUGCCGGAGGAAGUUUUUGGCUGUUUUCUGUCACCGCAUCUUCUUCACUCACAGCACAUGAUGAAGAGGAUGGCCUGGACCCAGACCAUGAUCACCUUCUGGUCCUUAUUGUCCCUGGUCCUGUGGCGCACAGCGGCAGAUGUCCCGGAGGAGGUGGAGGAAGGCUUCAGUGCUGAGGCUUGGCUCCGUAAGUUUGGCUAUUUGUCUCAGGCGAGCAGUCAGAUGUCCACCAUGCAGUCGGCUCGGAUUCUUUCCAAAGCCAUCAGCGACAUGCAGCGCUUCUACGGCCUGGAGGUGACCGGAGAGAUGGACCCGGCAACGGUUGUGGCCAUGCGUCGGCCUCGUUGUGGCCUCCCAGACAGAGAACCGGAGGAGAUGGAUGCUGGUGCCAGGAGGAAGCGCUACGCUCUGACCGGGCAGCAGUGGGCCAAAGACCACAUCACCUACAGUAUAAUGAACCAGCUGAUCCCGUCCUCCCUGGGCGAGGAGCAGACGUACGGCGCUAUCCGUAAGGCCUUCGCGGCGUGGAGACGCGUCACGCCGCUCACCUUCGAGGAGCUUCCUGCUGAAAACAACAUCAGCAUCAACAGCAGCCAGGCACAACUGGCUGACAUCCUGCUGUUGUUUGCCUCUGGUUUCCAUGGUGAUAUGUCCUUGUUUGAUGGGGAGGGGGGGUCGCUGGCCCACGCCUACUACCCCGGACCAGGAAUAGGUGGAGACACACACUUUGAUGCUGAUGAACCUUGGACUCUGGACAACCAAAACCCAGAAGGUAUAGACCUCUUCCUGGUUGCGGUCCAUGAACUCGGUCAUGCUUUAGGUCUGGAGCACUCAGACAACCCCAGCGCCAUCAUGGCUCCUUUCUACCAGUGGAUUCACACACACAACUUUACUCUACAUGAGGAUGACAUCAGAGGAAUACAGUACAUAUACGGUCCUCCUCUCCUCACUGAUGCCCCGCCCACUUCUCCUCCUGCCCCUGACGACAGACCCAACGAUGACACCCCCACCUCCUCUUCUUCUCCUAAAGAUGAGCCCAGCUCCACUCCUCCCUCUGAACCCCCACACCAACCUCCCAGCAGCCCACCUCCUCCUCCUCCAGCUGAGCCGGAGCCGAGCAGCAGUCCGACUUCUCCUGCUGUCCUCCUCACCUCCACCUCCACCCCCACCUCCUCCCGACCUCAGCCUGUCACCCCACACGUUAGAGUAGACGUCCCGCCUCCACAACCACCUCCUCGGCCCCCUGCUCCUCCUAGACCCCCCAAGGUGCCGGGCAACCAGCCCCCCGAUAUCUGUGACGGGGACUUUGACACAGUGACCAUGCUGAGGGGGGAGAUGUUUGUUUUCAAGGGUCGCUGGUUCUGGCGUGUGCGGAGGAACCGAGUCUUGGAUAACUACCCGAUGCCCAUCUCCGUCUUCUGGAUCGGCCUGCCUAGCGACAUCGAUGCAGCCUACGAGCGCCAUGAUGGAAAAUUUGUCUUCUUUAAAGAUGAUAGAUACUGGGUGUUCAGGGAGGCUGACGUGCUGCCAGGAUACCCUCAGCCCUUAUACGAGUACGGACAAGGAGUUCCUGCACACAAGAUUGACACAGCGAUCUGGUGGGAGCCCAAUGGAUACACAUACUUCUUCAGUGGAGACAGAUACUGGCGAUAUAGUGAGGAGACCCGGACUACAGACCGAGACUUUCCCAAGCCAAACAGCAGAUGGGGCAGAAUCCCUAACUCACCCAAAGGAGCCUUCCUCAGCGAUGACGGCGCUUACACCUAUUUCUACAAAGGCGCCAACUACUGGAGGUUUGACAACCGCAAGACGGAAGCAGAGAAAGGCUUCCCUCGCUCCAUCCUCAAGGACUUCAUGGGCUGUUUGACGGCUCCUGACCCGAAGCCCGAUACCGACACUGAGCAGGAACCAAAAGAUAAACCAGUCAACCCUUCAGAUCGAGGCAAAGAUGAGCACAAAGAGCCUGACAGGGGUCGGGACAAAGACACAGACCCAGAGGAAAACCAGACCUCUCAGCCUGACAGCACAGAGGAGGAGGACAAAGAGGUGAACGUGGUGGUGACGGUGGCCGACAAUGAAUCUAAGGUCAUGACCCUGAUCAUGAUCAUCGUUCCUCUGGUCCUCAUCCUGUGCAUUCUGGUCCUCAUCUAUGCUAUCCUCAGAACUCUACAGAACAAAGAGACACCGAGGGCCUUGGUGCACUGCAAGCGUUCGUUGCAGGACUGGGUGUGAGAAGAUAGAGCGGGUAUUCAUCAUCUGUCUGGUACAGUCGUUGGCGUCAAAAUGUGUACUUAUGGCGCUGUGGAAAGAAGCUAAUGACGCAGUAUUACAGUCUAAGAGGAUGAGUCACCGUUCUGGGCCCCAUUCAUUGUGAGAACUUUUAUCGCUCAUGUGAAAUAAUGCAAAUGUGGUAAAGUCGGAGCCUGUGGAGCUACAGUGUACUUUCCCUCCUCUGGCCUUGGCGUUUUUCUCCCGUGCCUUCCAAGUACCUUCAUUUCCUCAAAGAAAAUCACAUUUAAUCUAUCACAGCAUUAAACAAAAAUACAUGUCAGUGACUAAAUGUGUGCUGUAGAAGACACGUGACACAAGGAAUGUCCUUUUCUAUCAAUUCUAAUUGUACAGAGGAGGAUUUAUUUGUAGUAUAAAUGCAGACAAAGUCGAUAAUGCACAUACAUUACACAGAAGCACACAUACUGUACAUACACACAAUCAUGAGUGCUUUUAGCUAUGAAAACUAUACAGAUACAUGCAUUAAUAUGUAACAAGUCUUCCUUCGCUUAACUACGGUGCCUCAACCAAUCUUAACAUAUUUCUUUGUUUAGAACAGAUAAUUUGCACUUUUGAUCCUGUUUAUUGUCCUCUUUGUUUUGCUGAGGUUGCUUCUCUGCAGAUAUGUGUGUGUUUGUGCUUAUUGAACACACACUAGCAGAAGAAGCUCGUCCUCCGACCAGCGCAGGAAUGUCAGACAGCUGUGUGCGUCUCCCACUGAGCCCGUUAUGUCUGCCCUCUCUCUCUCACACAUGCACCAACGUCACAUGAUCUUGAAAACCCCCAAACUGCACCCACUUGUGCAUGCAUGUUCACAUAUGCACACACACACACACACACACAAAGCAUGACAUAGAGACCACUUACCCAAACAAAGGCACAUAGAGUUUUUGCACACAGACACCAGGGCUCCAGCCCCCCCUCCUCCCACCACAGCACCAGAACUGUUCAGCCUGCACCACUAAAAACACAAUCCCAGUGGAGACAUAUUGAUAUACGACUUGGGCCAGGGCUUGGAUAAAAUACGAGAGGGGGGGGGGGAUUAUUCACACUUAACGAGAAGAAUCGAAAAGUGUUGUGGUAUUUUACAAAUUCUGUUCAUGUCAGCUCAACCUGUGAAGAGUAAAACCAUAGCGAGAGUAUCCAUCUUCCUCUGUUAACUCCUUUUUUUUUCAUGCUAAAUCUAAAUAGAGUUGAGGCUAAUUAAGUGUACAGCGGAGAAGCCUGCAGGCUACAGUGGAAUGGGUCAGGGUCUGGUUUCCAUUAAGCCCACAUGCUGCUGAUUUAGUAGUGUCAGGCAUGAGGAGGGGGGGCAGUUAGGGAAAAUGCAAAAAGAAGGAGGUAUAAAAAAAGUAGAAGGGAGUUCAGGGGUAAUAAGAGAAUGAGAUGAUGAGGGAAAGAAAGAAAGAAAGAAAGAGAGCGGGGGAUUCACAGAUUGAACAGAGGAGAGGGAGGGCUCUACCACAGUUUCCUUGCCAGUUUUCUCUCUGGAGAAGGAGGAGCGAGGGAAAGAGGAGGAAGGAUCUUGGGGAGGGGCAGCGCUGGCGUUGUGCCUCCUGACCUAGAUCGGGACACUGAGUCCACUCCUCCUUUUUCAAGUCUUUCUUGUUUUUGCUCUGCUUGUUGACAUGAGCUGGAGAUAACUUCCUCUGCGACCCCCUCCUUCCUUCCUCAUCUAUCUCUUUGUGUUUCCAUUUUAGGACGAUUUUUCUCUUUUUUUGUUUCAUUGCUGUGUUCAACCCCACUUUCUGCUCCCAGAUGUAUUCAUUUUCUCCUCCACUCUUCUGGAAAGUUAGCUCAAGCAUUAAGAGGGCAACUCAACGCACAGAAACAUCUGCAGGAAGUGCUCAUUAAGUGUUGUCUUUGUGUAAAGCUAUCAUUUCCUUUAGCUUUAGCUUUGUGCCUAUAUUUCAUUGUUUUCUGUCAUUUCAUUGUGCCUUUUUUCCUGUGAAUAUUGGGGGGCAUUUUUUUUACUAUAAAUAGCAUGAGGGAAAGUUUUUUAAAAUGUUUUUCUUCUCUUUUUUUUACCCUACUUAUAAUUUGUAGUUUUGUAAAUUUUUGUUUGUGUUCAGGUUUUGUGUAAGAACAGCAGUAGAUUGUUACGAUGAUGUUGAU